This is a messenger RNA of Canis lupus familiaris (dog), 4440 nucleotides long. It is a transcript of the gene CEP78, whose product is annotated as centrosomal protein 78. Lineage: Eukaryota; Metazoa; Chordata; Mammalia; Carnivora; Canidae. The coding region runs from base 25 to 2142 and encodes 705 amino acids. The record is from RefSeq and is a predicted model, not a curated record. Gene Ontology annotation, molecular function: protein binding. The transcript has 17 exons. Gene Ontology annotation, cellular component: centrosome.
GUGGCCCGAGGCCGCCCGCUGGCCAUGAUCGACUCGGCGAAGCUGCGCCGCGACGGCGCGGCCGACUUCUUCUCGCACUACGAGUACCUGUGCGCGCUGCAGGACUCGGUGCCCCCGCCCGCGGUGCGCGCCUGCCUGCGGGAGGGCGUGCUGGACUUCAACGCCGACCGCCUGCGCGGCGUGGACUGGGCGCCGCUGCUGAGCGCGCUCAGGAUUAGUAAGGAUCUGCCCCUGGUCUCCAUCAAGAGCUGCUUCCAGCCGUGGCUUGGCGAAACAGGCUCUGACCGAAGUAAAGUUUGCAGAAGUCGCGUUCCUGCAAUAAGAAACAAAGAUGUGACCUUCCAGUUAUGUAAAGCUCUCAAAUGUUGUUUAAGUGCCUCAAGUGCUCUAAAGAACCUGGAGCUAAAUGGACUAGUGCUAAGAGAGAGAGAUUUAACUGUUUUGACAAAGGGAUUGAAUAAAUCGACUUCUUUGGUACACCUGUCCCUUGCAAAUUGUCCAAUUGGAGAUGGAGGUUUAGAAAUUAUUUGUCAAGGUAUAAAGAACUCUAUCACUCUUAAGACAGUAAACUUCACGGGGUGUAAUCUGACAUGGCAGGGAGCAGAUCACAUGGCCAAGAUCUUAAAGUAUCAGACCAUGAGAAGGCACGAAGAAAUCUGGGCUGAGAGUCUUCGUUACAGGAGACCUGAUCUGGACUGUAUGGCUGGUUUGAGGCGCAUUACUUUGAAUUGCAACACACUCAUUGGUGACCUUGGUGCAAGUGCUUUUGCAGAAUCUCUCAGUGAGGAUUUAUGGCUUAGAGCACUUGACCUGCAGCAGUGUGGCCUCACCAAUGAAGGAGCAAAGGCUUUACUAAGGACCCUUGAAACCAAUAGAACGCUGGUCAUUCUGGAUAUAAGAAAAAACCCACUCGUUGAUCAUUCUGUGAUGAAAGCAGUUAUCAAAAAAGUUCUCCAGAAUGGAAGGAGUGCCAAGUCAGAGUACCAGUGGAUAACCUCUCCAUCAGUAAAGGAGCCAUUCAAAAAUGCUAGACAGAAAAAGAGAACUAUAAUUUUGGGAAGUGGUCGGAAAGGGAAGGCUACUAUUCGAAUUGGAGUGACCACAAAGAAACCUGUAAGUAAUGGAAGAAUACACUCCCUUGGUAAAGAAUAUUAUGCUCCUGAACCUCUCCCUCCUGGCGUGUCUGGUUACCUGCCUUGGCGCACAGCGGAACGUGCAAACAGGAGCAGGGGUUUUCCAUUAAUCAAAACUCGUGAUGUAUAUAAUCAUAUGCAGCAAUCAGAUUUUCCUGUUACUGUGACAGUGGAGAGUCCUUCCUCCUCAGAAAUUGAAGAGGUCGACGAUUCUUCUGAAAGUGUUCAAGAAGAACCUGAGAAAACCAGUUUAAAACAAGAAGCACUACAGGAAAAACUGGAGGAGUGCCUAAAACAGUUAAAAGAAGAAAGAGUAAUAAGGCUUAAAGCUGAUAAACGAGUCAGUGAGCUGGAACAUGAGAACGCCCAGUUAAGAAAUAUAAACUUCUCUUUGUCUGAAGCCCUGCAUGCACAGUCAUUGACAAACAUGAUCCUGGAUGAUGAAGGUGUUCUGGGCAGCAUUGAGAAUUCUUUUCAGAAGUUCCAUGCUUUCUUAGACCUUCUUAAAGAUGCUGGGCUUGGGCAGCUUGCCACAAUAGCUGGUAUAGAUCAGUCAGAUUUUCAUUUACUGGGUCGUCCCCAGAUGAAUUCUACCAUUAGUAGUCCGCCUAAGGACGAAAAAAAGGCACUUGAAGAAGAAAAACCAGAAUCAAAGCAGAACCCCUUAGGACAGAUGCAAAAUAUCCAGGUUUCUAUUUGUAUGCAGUCAGCUUACAAUGAAGGAACACUAAUGAAGUUUCAGAAAAUUACAGGUGAUGCUAGAAUUCCUUUGCCUCUCGACUCUUUCCGUGUCCCUGUUUCCACUCAGGAGCCCUUAGAAACUUCUAGAGACAACCUGGGAGUCCCAGUCAGUGAGCAGCGGCAGGACUCUAUCAAAGAAUUCAUUGCAAGAACAUGUUCUCCUUCAGCAGAUGUGAUGUCUGGAACUGGAAGCCAAAAAAAAGAAGAUGAAUUGUCUAGAAAUAGCAGAUCUUCUUCAGAGAAAAUGACCAAAACAGAAUCUCAUUGAAAUGACUGGAGAAAAUUAAAAGUAGAUUAAUAGAGCUGGAAAACCAGAAAAUGAACAGUGUGGAUUUCCUAGAAGAUAAAAAGCAGAUUAUUGAAGGAUCAGUUAAUUAAAGAGUGAAACAGCCAAGCCAUUCUGCACACCUUUGAAGCACCUAAUUCUGGAGUUUACCACCAAGCUAAGGCUAAGAAAGCAGCUCUUUGAGGUAGGAAUUCUGAUGCAGGACACAGUCCCCGUGGAUUGGAGAAAGUGCUAUCCAGAUGACUACAAGGAAGAAAUGAUAAUCAGCUGCUCACCCACUCACUCUGGUUGUGGUGACCAGCCACUCCCUUUCUAAUCACCAGAGGCACCUAGGAUCAGAGUUUGUGUUCACUGAAAGUGAAACGAUUAUUUGGCUGAGGAAAACCACGUCAGACUGUAACCUUAGGUCGGCAUCUAUAAAUGUGCCAAGAAGCAUCAGAUUUGAAGAAAACCAGUAGCGUAAAAGGAAACGCCAAAUUAAAACAAAUUAACCUGCCUAAGAAAGUAGUAGAAGAAACAAGAAAUUUAAAAAUUAACAGGAUUAAGGUCUUCAGAGAGGCAUAAGGAUACUGUAUCCAUCAAGAAUAAGAUGCUAGGAAAAAAAUACUUAGUUCCUAGAAAUUAAAAAUAGGAUUAUGAAAAAACACUCAGAAGAUGGGUCGAGCUGAGCUUAAAUCCAUGAAAGGAAGAUUUAAGAGAUGCCCCUAACAUGCCCUACAAAGGGAGGAUAGGUAAAUAUUCUGAAAGAAAAAUGUGAGUCUUCCACCAACUCAGGCAUAUAGUAAUUGCACAAAUAGUAAUUGAUUGGCAUAUAGUAGGUACACAAAUACUUGUGGAAUUGAUGAGACAACACAGAUUUCAGUAUCAGACUUCUUGUUGAACAAUUAAAAGAAAUUUUUCGCUAAGAAUUACUAAGCAAACUGAACAGUGAAUCCAUGAUAAGAUUUUAAAUCAACCCAUGAUGCCAUGGGACAUGCCAUUCCCCUUUAUAAUCAUGAAAUACCUAUAUCAGAUAAAGACUAUUUGACUAUUAAUGCAUAUGGGGAAAUAAAGUGAGCUCCAUAUCACCCUCAGCAAGGAAGCCAGCUGACAAAGCAUCACUAUUUAGAAUAUUGCUGCUUGCAAGACCCCAGGAAAAAGAGUGAGGCAAUGUUCACUGACUUAAAGCUUCAGCACACAUGCUUCUCACAUGUCAUUAGCCAAAGUGUUACAUGCCAUGCCUGAGUUCAACGCAGUGUGGACUUAUUAUGUGCCAAGACAAGGAAAGAGAAGUAAGUAUAUGUCAACAAAUUUUAAUAGCUACCAAUUACCAGGAACAGGGGGUGGAAUUUAAAAAUCCAAGGGAAUUCAGGAAAGAAACAGCUUGGCAGUGUCUCUAAACAUUAAACAUACCAUUUGACUGAGCCAUCACUCCUGGGUGAUUACCCUAAAUAGAUGAAAACUCGAGUUCACAUAAAAACCUGUACUUGAAUGUUUAUAGCAGCUCCGUUCAUAAUCCCCAAAAUGUCUUCCAACAGGCAUGUGAAUAAGCAAAUGAUAGUGUAUCCACACAUGUAAUAAAAAGGAAUGAAUUACAUUCAUAACAACUCAAUCUCAAAGUCCUAUGCUAAGGGAAAGAAGCCCAGAAGUUACAUACUCUCUGAUUUCACCUAUUGACAUUCUUGAAAAGGCAAAACUAUAGUGAUAGAGGCUAGAUCUGUGGUUGUCAGGUGUUGGGAGGGGGAGGGUUUGAUUACAAAGGGGCUGUGCAAGGGUCUGUGUUUUGGUGAUGGACUUCUGUAUUAUAGUUGUGGUUAUGGGACGCCUUGGUGACUCAGCGGUUAAGCGUCUGCCUUCAGUUCAGGGCGUGGUCCUAGGGUCCUGGGAUCGAGUCCCCCGUUGGGUUUCCCACAGGGAGCCUGCUUCUCCCUCUGCCUAUGUCUCUGCCUCUAUCUGUGUGUCUCUUGUGAAUAAAUAAAUAAAAAUCUUUUUAAAAAAAUCGUGAUUAUGAUUGCGGUGGUGGUAAUAUGAACCCAUACAUAUGUCAAAAAUCAUGGAACUGCAACCCCCUCCGAGUCAUUACUGUAUAAUAAUGUUAAAGCAAAACACUCAGGUCCCACCCCCUCCCACUGAUUAGUUAUCUCAUAAUAUCUUGUAUCCACCAUGAAUACAAAACAUAUUCUUGUGCAAGACCUGUGGAACAUCUAUAAAAAUGAUUGAUAGGAGGGGGAAAAACUUGCAAAAUGCAAAGAUCCUAGAGAUUGUGUUCGCUUUGCAAAUGUAAUAAAGCUAGUAACAAAG